This is a messenger RNA of Cladophialophora psammophila CBS 110553, 1146 nucleotides long. RefSeq lists its product as uncharacterized. The transcript has 2 exons. The coding region runs from base 1 to 1146 and encodes 381 amino acids. Lineage: Eukaryota; Fungi; Ascomycota; Eurotiomycetes; Chaetothyriales; Herpotrichiellaceae. The record is from RefSeq and is a predicted model, not a curated record.
AUGCAUACGGUCAUACUCACCCUCCUUUUUCUGUUGACACCAAUCUUGGCUGGUCCAAUUCGGAGGCCCGAUAACGUAAUACGUCGUUUGAAUCAACCACAGAAACGCUAUGUAGUAGACAACCUACUCUCAGUAACCCAUGGACUACUGAGGAGGCGACAAGCUCCCACAGAUCCUGCAAAUAAAGCAGCCGCAACGCAAACAGAGUCGAGCGCCAACCCGUUUGCCACCCAGACAGGGAGUGGAACAGAGAAUGGAGCGGUCCCUGCUGUUGGCGUGGGAGGAGACAAUACCAGCCUGCUCAGCCUGCUGACGCAAACUACGAUCGAAGUAGCCACUCAGACGGUUGCACCUAGCGAGGCGACCGCUUCUACAACAGACAACUCCACCGCCGGACAGCCCGCAUCUUCCGACGGCUCGGGGUCCUCAGAUAACACAUCUGAAACAGUGGGUUCUGGAACGGCUAUUCAACCCAACGCGGCGCAGACCGGAGCACAGGAGCAAUCGACCUCAACCGUCACCGUGCAAGCCCAAACAACAAUCUUCCAGACUGUAUUCGUUACUGCUGAAGUCACUGCAUCAACUACUGGCGCUCCCGCUGGGAUUGCAACAACGGCGACCACCCCGUCAGCCACCGUUGCAGAAGCUUCCCCUCCUGCGUCGAGUACCGGAGCCGGAAAUCAAGGAGACCAACAACCUGCCGCUGCUGUAACAGUUGUCUUCGUCACUCUCAGCCCAACCUUCACCGGUCCUAUAGCCGGAUACACGACACUCACGCCAGACGCGAACGGCAACGCCGCCAGCACUACUGCCACCGAUCAACAAGGGCUGCCAUCGACAACCGCGGCUUCUGGCACCACGACCCCAAUCCCUCCAGAACCUGCGACAGCCGCAACUACUUCGCCAUCAUCGCCCGUCCCGGAACCAGCUGCUGAAACAGUCCCAACUAUAUCGACUAGCACCGAACCGGUGGCUUCCUCUCUAGCAACAUCAUCAUCAUCAUCAUCAUCAUCAUCAUCAUCGCCUUCUGAAGCAACAGCGACUUCGGCAACGGAUGGAUUGGCCGUCGUUCCAGUGACGCUCAACCCCACUCAAGCUCAGAUUACGGUUACCGAGACCAUGACUAUCACUGUUACUGCGCGAUAG